AUGGAGGACACAAGGGCCUUUGUCUGUGAGAUGGAGAGCAUGCUAGUCACUGAGCAGUCAAAGUUGUCCACCCUGGAGGAAACUUCCUCUAACUUAUUAGAGGAGGUCGUGGGUCACACUCGUGCAGUGGAGGAAGAUCUGGCUAAGGCCCACGAAAAGCUCUGGUUGAGCUGGACGGAGUCUUUAGCCCACACCGAAAAGUUGAUCAAAGCCAGAGAGGAUGCUGCACGGAGCAACAGAGACAUGGAUCUCUCAUUAAUCGAGGACCCCAACAUUAGAACAGUGAUGAAGGCGCACCUUGAGGUGGAGGAGGACAGGGCGGCCCAGAAGAGGGAAGCCACUGCGGCGGGUCGCAUCCCCAAGGAUGAUUGUGUGAUCAAGCUGGUGGAAGAGAGUCGCCAGAAGAGUUAUUCAGAUCAGAAACGCAGGAGCGUAGAAUUUCAGGUUGGUGAUCAUGUAUUCCUCAGGGUUUCACCCCUGAGAGGAGUAAAACGAUUUGGCGUUCGGGGCAAGCUGAGUCCCAGGUUUGUUGGCCCAUUUGAGGUUCUAGAACGAAUUGGGGAGGUGGCUUAUAGGUUAGCAAUGCCUCCAGCUUUAUCAGGAGUUCAUGACGUGUUUCAUGUGUCCAUGCUCCGGAAGUAUGUUUCGGACUCUACUCAUGUGUUGAGCUAUGAGAACUUGGAGUUGGAUCGGGACUUAUCAUACGAAGAAAAGCCUGUUCAGAUCCUUGAUAGGAAGGACAAGGCCUUGAGGAGCAAGACCAUCCCCUUGGUUAAAGUAUUGUGGAGAAACAGCAAGGUCGAAGAGGCGACAUGGGAACUGGAAUCAGAUAUGCGGGAGCGGCAUCCCGAG
Messenger RNA from Humulus lupulus (European hop), 852 nucleotides. RefSeq lists its product as uncharacterized. The record is from RefSeq and is a predicted model, not a curated record. The annotation marks the transcript as partial. NCBI's taxonomy places the organism in Eukaryota, Viridiplantae, Streptophyta, Magnoliopsida, Rosales, Cannabaceae. The transcript has 3 exons.